This is a messenger RNA of Musa acuminata subsp. malaccensis (wild Malaysian banana), 2402 nucleotides long. The record is from RefSeq and is a predicted model, not a curated record. Lineage: Eukaryota; Viridiplantae; Streptophyta; Magnoliopsida; Zingiberales; Musaceae.
AACAAACAUGAACAAAUCCGAACGCGUCGCAAUUGAUGUCGCUGAUGUUACCAAGAAAACCAGUACCAUCCUCCUUCUGCGGUGACGGAGAUCGGUAUCGUCGCUCCGGAGUCGGAUCAGCUCAGUGAAUCUUGGAUCUCGGCACCGGUAUUAUUGCAGUGGAGAAUACAAGGUCACCUUGAUCUUCUGAUGACUUGGAACUCAUAAGGCCAGAUAAUGCUUAAAACUAGGUGAUAAGUAAUGGCAACAGAAGUUGACCAAGCUUGUUAUGGUUGGUCACAUCAAGAAUUGUCUGAUCAUGAUGCAUAUCAGGAAGUACCUGUUUCUCAAGUGCUAGACCAUGGCUCAGUAUCAUUUGGAAGAUUUGCAGUUGAGACCCUUUCAUGGGAGAAAAAGUCUAUUUUUACUCGCAAUAGACGUCAAGAAGAGCUGGAGAAGUACCGUACACAUGGUUUAGUUGCUCAAAAAAAGGCCUACUUCGAAGAGUAUUUCAAAAGAAUUCGAGCUGUAAAGUCUAUGCAAGAGAACCAGCAAUCUGAGAUUACAGAGGAUUAUGGAGAUGAUGCCAGUAUUUCUAGCCAAUCUGGUGAAGAAAACAAAACAACUGCAGAGCUCAAAUAUCAUGGAGAUCAAGCAGCGAAUGUUGGCAAUGAUCAGCCAGAAGACGGUCCAAUUGGAGUUGGUAUUCUCCAUGGUGACCUAGAAAAACUUUCAAAUGGAGUUGCCAUGGAGCAGACUACACAUCCAAUUGAAGCACUUCAGACCUCACCUCUGUCAUCGUCAACAAGAAGUUUCAAAGAUAAUCAGGAGGAGAAUCAUUAUGAUUAUGGUGACCCAGAAAAACUUUCAAAUGGAGUUGCCAUGGAGCAGACUACACAUCCAAUUGAAGCACUUCAGACCUCACCUCUGUCAUCGUCAACAAGAAGUUUCAAAGAUAAUCAGGAGGAGAAUCAUUAUGAUUAUGCUCUUCAAAUGCAACACCUCAAUCAAAAACUUCUGAAGGAUGAAGCUUGUAUAGGAUCUCAACAAAAUAUUGAUCAGCAUGACAUAAGUUGCCUUGAUGAAAAAUGGGUUUCAGAUGGAAAUGUCAAUUUGUCCUACAAUCAUAAGACUCAAAUUGCUGCUAGUGGUAUCGCAGCCUUCGCUAGAAGAAAUCCUAAACCAGAAAGAUCCAUGCUUAAGCAAGUUGAAAAUUCCACAAGGGACAAAAACUUGCAAAACAAAAACACAUAUAAGAAGGAAAGCAUGCCAACUUCAAAAUUGAAGAUUUCUUCUUCGGCUAAAAAUAAUCUUAAUUUGAGCUGCAAGAGAAAGUCGGAGCUGAAGCCAUCUAAUGGACUAAAUCCAGUUCAAGGGAAAAUUAGCAAGGCAGAAAACACUGCUCGUUCAAAAAAUGCCGCUGCUGAUAAACUCUUGAGCAAAUAUAAGUCUACUUCAGAUUCUUCCUGUAAACCUCUUACAGAAGGACGAUCCAAGAUUACUAUUCCUCGCCCCUUUUCAUUUGCCACAGAAAAACGAGCUGCAGCAUCUUCUAGUCUUAAAGAUGACACACCGAGAUUGAUUUCAAAUGCUUCAAAUAGAACAGCCCCAUCUCUAAGUCAUGAAAAGGGCAUCACAAUUGUCCCGAGUACUACAGGAACAGCUACCAUAGAUAAUGGUGUGAAAGGCAGAGUACUUGAGAACAAAAGGUCAAUUAACCUUCCUCGAGGGAACAAGACUAAUCGAUGUAGUGAAAGUGAAAAUCAAUCCUAUUGUGUUGCCAGAGGAAAUAGGAAAGAGGAGGGAAAGGAUAGAGCAAAUUUGAUGUCAAAGAUUCACAGGCUUAGUUCAACAAAUGCAGACUCUAUUUUGAUCACAAAUCCCAAGGAAGAAAAUAGAAAGAUAAUUAAGUCGCAGAUCAGUAAUCGGUCACUUCAUACUAGCAAGUCAAAGAGUAAUGAUGCAUCACUCGAUGCAAAGAAGCCAAGGCAAGUGAUGCCACGCUGGAGAUAAAUCAAAUCUCAUAUCGAGAUUCCUACAUGAGAAGCACCGAACGACCACGAAAAGUUUAUCCACUACUCAUCCACUUGUGCAGAAGCUGCAUAUGAGCAGCGUCUAAGUGCGAUCUCAGUCAUUUACGUACACACAAAAAGUAUACAUAGUUGUUAGCUAUAUUACAGACAAUUACUUUCUUGUUCCAUAAAAUUGUCAUGUAUAUGCUACGUUUUAGGAUACACAGGAUGUUGCUUCUCAAGCAGCACCCUUCAAAACUUCAAUUUUAGUGGAACUCUCCUGAUGUAUCUUUCGGAGACCAAUAAGAUCGGGUUCAUAGGUUCUAAAAUGUCUUUAUUUUAUUUCGAGUUGCAGUAAUUCCAUGGAACAUGUUAAGUUUGUGCAGCAAUAGCAAGCCAUAGUUGUUUAAA